AUGCUGACGUGGCGCUCGCCGCCCGGGCUCGAUGGGGCCUCGGAGAGGGCGCUCGACGUCGGGUCGCCGCAGGAGGACCUCCUCGGCGGCAUGCGCGGCACGCGGAGGCCCCGGGCCGCUCUCCCCGCGGCGCCGCUGGGCGGCCCCGCCGCGGCCGCGCUCCUGGCGUGCCUCUUCGCGCUCGGCGCCGGCGCCGGCCCGCUGGCGGGCCGGCGGCCCGCCCCGCGGGGGGCCCGCGGCGGCGUGAGCCUGGCGCUCGUGGGACAGGCGUUCGUCCACCUCUCCGCGGAGGAUGCCGGCAUGAUGGUCGAGGACCACAUGCUCGUCCUAGAGCGAGGGACCACGCUCGAGGAUCUCCACAGGAUCGAGCGGGUCUAUGCCGAGACCAGCACCCUGCGCCUGUACAGCGGCCUCCAGUUCUCGCACCCAGAGGGCGCGACGGUGGCCUCGCUGCCGCCCACGGACGACAUCUUGACGGAGCACGACGCCAUGGAGGCGGCCCAAUUCGCGCGCUUCACGAGGCCCGUGAAGUCUGCCGAGCCGGCGGGCAGCACCGUUCUCGCGAUGGAAGAGGGCUGCGGCGAUUUCGACAUGGGCGACAAGAUCGAGCUGUCCAGCGAAGAGGGGCACUACGAGAUGAACAUGAUCACCAGCAUCACUGCGAGUGCUGCCGAUGGUGACUGCGAGUUCCACCUGGCCUACCCCCUGCGCGGCGAGCACAGCGCCACCUCCGCUGUAUCCAAGAUGGUCCCCAAGGACGCGCUUCUACUCCACACGCCGGCGCCGACGCCGGUUCCGCCGCCGACGCCGAAGGCGCCGGCCGCGUCGAUCGUCGUCAGCAACGUCGGCUUCGGCGGGCUCGGCUCGCCCGACAUCGAGCGGCUGCAGAGCGCGUGCCGGGAGAAGAUCGCCGCAGCGGCGGGCGUUGACGCCGCGGAGGUGGCUGUCGUCCUCGCGCAGGGCUCCGUGCUCGUGGACGUGUUCAGCAGUGAGCUCGACAGCAACUACACGGUGAAGGUCGACUACCGGUGCGACGCCCCCUGCCCGACUGAGGCCAAGUUUUUGCACGAGAGCGUGGGGUUCGCUCUCGACCAGAUGCCCUACCCGACGCCGCUUCCCAGCCCGCCGUCGUACCCGACGCCCUGGUCCAGCGCGUCGCCGCACCCAACGCCCCACCCCAGCCCGACGCCCUACCCGACUCCAAGCCCCACGACGCCCUACUCGACGAUGCACCACAGCACGACGCCGUACAUGGCGCCUCGCCCCAGCCCGACGCCCUCCCCCAUCCCGCCGCCGAUGGCCUACCUCUUCGACGGGGCCCUGGUGCAGGAGGGCAACGCCGUUCCCCAACCCGUCGCUCUAUCCGACGCCCCACCCCAGCCCGACGCCCGACGUGACGCCUCGACCCAGCAUGACGCCGACGGAGUUGAGCACCACGCCGCCGAUCAGCAGCGCCGAAACGAGCUGUACCACCUCGUCCACCACGACUGGGCCAACCCCCACUCGCUGCGCUGCCACCUGGACGCCUCGCCCGCCUGCGCGGCCGCCGCGCCGUGGACAGCUCCGGGGACACAGGGAAUGCUGAAAGCGGACAGGUGCGUGCUUGCGAGGGCUCUGGGGAGCGUGGCCAUUCACCUCGUCGAGGAACCCGCCAGCCCCUCGCUGGCGCUUCGCGCCGUGCUGCUGCUGCACGCGGAGGGCUCCUGGCUCCAGUUCGACCUGCCCGGGGACCGUGUCGGCAGCACUGAUGCGUACUUCGACGCCCUACGGGCGACGGCGCGCGACGUGGCGGCCGAGUUCAGCGCCCUGGUCGACAUUCUGCAGGUGACCCUCUGGGACUCCACCGCCGUGAAGCCCUCGAUGAUGGCGAUCUGCAUGGACAGCGACUUGACGAUGGCGUCGCCCCACCUCCACGCCCACCAGUGCCAGGUCAGGCAGGACUUCCGCAUGCACAGCUGCGCGAUCGGUUCGACGCUGCGCAACUCGACGCGCGGGCCGUUCGACCCGUGGCUCGGAGGCUACGCGGACUCUCUCGGUCCGCACCAGCUGGAGGUGCCCCCCUUCAUGGGCAUCAGCGCUGAAGAUUCCAGCUCUGCGCUCUUCGCGGACAUUUGCGACACCAUCGAUGGCCCUUCCGAGGCCCCGGGGCUGCUGCCAGGCUCGUCUCAGAACCAGUCGAGGACCGACGCCUCGAGCGGCUUCAACCUGUUCGCGCCCGCCAUCCCUCGCCUCGGCGUGCGCGCUGUGGCUGCUGCGCCUGGCCCGGCGGCGGCGCGCACCUCGCCGGCGGAGUUGUACCUCCACUCCCACCUCCGCAGCUGCGCCGCGAGCGCCUCCGGAGCUACCAGCACAUCGUCUAGCCCCCUUGGCGACGGCAUGCCCCAGGCCAUGUGGCCGCAGGCGCCAGCAGCGGUCGCGGCCCCGAUCAACAGGAUCCUCCGCAUGGUGUGGCCGGCGAUGUCGACCACGCUGGACGCUGCGUACUUUUGCGCGCGCCCCCUGCCAGGCCUGCUCAUCGACGCUAUGAGCUGGGCCCCCCCGGCGUUAGCCAGCGCAUGUUUGGCCGAAUACGUCCACGCCGUUCUGGGGCAGGCGAUCCCCAGCGCGAUCCACCCGAUCCUCUUCAGCGUGCCCUUGCUGGAGUUUGUGGUGCCGCUUUAG
Prorocentrum cordatum is the source of this 2661-nucleotide messenger RNA. The record is from the annotation of a GenBank genome assembly. Lineage: Eukaryota; Dinophyceae; Prorocentrales; Prorocentraceae.